Messenger RNA from Diaporthe amygdali, 1284 nucleotides. Its product is annotated as FAD-dependent monooxygenase family protein. The record is from RefSeq and is a predicted model, not a curated record. Gene Ontology annotation, molecular function: FAD binding. Lineage: Eukaryota; Fungi; Ascomycota; Sordariomycetes; Diaporthales; Diaporthaceae. The transcript is spliced from 2 exons. Gene Ontology annotation, biological process: secondary metabolite biosynthetic process. Bases 1 to 1284 code for a protein of 427 amino acids.
AUGGCAGAAACGUCCAAACUUCAGAUCGCCAUCAUCGGUGCUGGCAUCGCCGGCCUUGGCGCUGCCAUCGCGCUCAAGAACCACCCGGCCGUCGAUGUACAAAUUUACGAGCGAGCCAGCGAGCUGAGGGAAAUCGGAGCCUCGAUUGCGCUGGGGCCGAACGGCAUGAGGACUCUGGACAGGCUUGGUGUGAACAACGCGCUAAGCCCUGAUAUCGCCUUCCGGAAUAAAUCCAGACGUCCCAUGAUAUACAAGCAUUACAAGACCGGCGAGGUGGUUUCUGUAGACGACCACAAAGGCAAAGUUGACCAGCGCCACUUGACUGCCCGCUUCUACAGGGCACAUCUUCAACAGGCGCUCGUCGAGCAUGUCGACCCGUCCAGACUACAUCUGAACAAGCCAUUUGAUGCAGUCAUCUUCGAUGAAAAGGUCAACAAGCAAGUCCUAUCCUUCGGCGAUGGCACCACGGCAACAGCAGAUAUCAUCCUCGGGGCAGACGGGAUCCACUCCAAGGUGAGAACCUUCUUUGUUCCAUCCUCACGAACGGGUUGGACCGGCUGGGUCGCUUUCAGAUCCGUGUUCCCAAUCUCACAUCUGGCCCACAUUCCCGACAUCCCCGAGGAGGCCGAGCAUAUAUGGGGGCCUGACCGAACCUUGUUCGUCUCCAAGCUCGGAAAGGACUUGUUCACGGUCGUCGGCUCACACCAAAGCGACCCGAACGCUCCCGAUGCUCCGUAUCAAGAUGCGUCGUGGGACUCGACGGGCGACGUGAAUGUGCUCCGGGAGUUUUACAAAGACUGGCACCCGAAGUACCGCGCCAUAGUAGACGCGACGCCGUGGACGGGAGUCUACCCAAAUUCGGCAGCUCACGCCCUCGACACAUGGGUCCUGGGUGACGGCAGGGUCACUCUUGCAGGAGAUGCGGCGCAUGCUCAUGGGGGUGCUUUUGCGGCGGGCGGGAGUCUGGCGCUCGACGACGCGUGGGCGUUUGCGGAGUCGAUUCAACACGUCUUCCCGCCGGAAGGGAAUAGCACAGCACUCCCCCCUGCGGCGGAGGACAUUACAAGGGCUCUACGGAUCUACGAGAGGACCAGGAAGGCGCAUACCGACAGGGUGAUGGCGGUGGUCCACGAGCAAAACCAGAAGAAGGUUGACCGGCUCGGUCAUGUGCAGACGGAUGAGGAGCUCCGAGCUCGCUUGACGAAUCGAUAUGAUCCGUCGUGGAUACACGAGCAUGAUGUCCAGCUAGCUUUCGCUCAGGCCUUGGACUCGCUGGCAAAUUGA